Messenger RNA from Yamadazyma tenuis ATCC 10573, 1304 nucleotides. The record is from RefSeq and is a predicted model, not a curated record. NCBI's taxonomy places the organism in Eukaryota, Fungi, Ascomycota, Pichiomycetes, Serinales, Debaryomycetaceae.
UAUAGCUGGGAAAAAUUUUCAUUUAGUUUCUAUAUCAUUAAACAUGGCUACUGAAUUAACCGUCCAAAACCAAGACGCUUUCCAAAAGCAACCUCACAUCUUCACCAACCCAAAGGCCAAGGCCAACAAAAAGACCAAGAGAUGGUUUAAGGAUGUUGGAUUGGGAUUCAAGACCCCAAAGACCGCUAUUGAGGGUACCUACAUUGACAAGAAAUGUCCUUUUGUUGGUGACGUUUCCAUCAGAGGUAAGAUCUUGUCUGGUACUGUUGUUUCCACCAAGAUGCACAGAACCAUCAUCAUCAGAAGAGACUACUUGCACUACGUGCCAAAAUAUAACAGAUACGAAAAGAGACACAAGAACUUGGCUGCUCACGUUUCUCCAGCUUUCAGAGUCCAAGAAGGUGACACCGUUGUUGUUGGUCAAUGUAGACCUAUUUCCAAGACUGUUAGAUUCAACGUGUUGAGAAUUUCUGCUUCCGUUGCCAAGUCCAAGCAAUUUUCCAAGUUUUAAAUAUAAUAAGACGUUGGUGAAAUAAUAUUAUAUAUUUAAUGUUACAUUAGUCUGUAUCACUUAAACGUUGGAUGGGGUUUCCAACCGCUUCACCGACAACUUUUUGUUCCCCCACUCAUUCAACAUGGUGGCCAACUUACCUGAUUCGUGCAAGUUGAGGAAGUCGUCGCAUCCUCCUUUGCUUUCGUUGGAGGUUCCAAUCAACACAUUUGGUACCGUGGCUCUACCGGAUAUUUUAGCCAAAUGUUCCUGUAAAAGCUUUCCGUGCUUGUGUUUAUCAAGUUCAACCGGGAAGAACGAAGGAGUGAUCUCGUAGUGUUCUGUCAACAACUUUUUCAACCGCUUGGAGUAGGGACAGUAGGACUUAGAGAAGACAAUCAUAGGUGCCAACGCACGAAUUUGCAUCAACUCCUUGACAGGAUCAAAGUCCUCUUCAAUUGCAUCAAUUUCUUCGGUCACUUUGAUACCAGCAGCUGCAUCGACUGCAGCCUUCUCUUCUGCUGCCUUCUCCGCCUGUUCUUGUUGGUAUAAUUUGGAGAUUUUGUUGUUGAUAGCCUCAUCAAUUUUGGCAUUGGGGUUAGCCGAAAUGAUACUAUUGGCCAGUUCUCUCAGGUCACUUAAAGAAGAAGGAUUAUCACCUUUCGAGCUGUACAUGAUAUACAUGAGAAAGAGUGAAAAUCCACUCACCAUGAGCAAUCGGAGUUGUCUUCUGGACAAACCCAUAGUAGAUAAAUAGUGACAGCUGCUUACUAUUUUCCUAACCGCGCGCCAGUUAAAAAUAAAUAUAUCAAUU